GCGGCGUGCGCCGAGCCGGGAGUGAGAUCACCCGCGUUAUAAAUAUCCCGGUGCCCGAGCCCGGAUCCGCGCCGGUGGCCUCGCCCCUCGCUCGCCCUCCGCUCCCCCCACUCCCCCUCUCGUCCCCGAGGCUAUGUCCACCCGGUGCCGGGAGAGGGGCCGCGUCAGAGGCACGCAGCCGCGCGCGGGCUACGGAGCUCAGGAGCUGCCCUCCAAGAUGCACUUCGGACCCCCGCGGCUGGAAGAAUGAGCUUGCCCUUCCUCCUCCUCUUCCUCAGCCACCUGAUCCUCAGCGCCUGGGCUCAAGGGGAGAAGCGCCUCGCCCCCAGAGGGCAGCCGGGACCCGGUGCCGGUGCCAGGAACCCGGGAGGCGCCCGCAGCAGCCGGAGCAGCGGUAGCAGCGCGUCUUCUGCUUCCUCGACCUCCUCCUCCUCCUCCUCCCCCUCCUCAUCGUCCUCCUCGUCGUCCUCCUCCUCCUCGUCCUCCUCUGCAGCGUCUUCCGGCACUCCGGGCAGCGGCUUGGAGCAGAGCAGUUUCCAGUGGAGCCCCUCGGGGCGCCGCACCGGCAGCCUCUACUGCAGAGUGGGCAUCGGCUUCCAUCUGCAGAUCUACCCGGAUGGCAAAGUCAACGGCUCCCACGAAGCCAAUAUGUUAAGUGUUUUGGAAAUAUUUGCUGUGUCUCAGGGGAUUGUAGGAAUACGAGGAGUUUUCAGCAACAAAUUUUUAGCGAUGUCAAAAAAAGGAAAACUCCAUGCAAGUGCCAAAUUUACAGAUGACUGCAAGUUCAGGGAACGGUUUCAGGAAAACAGCUAUAAUACCUAUGCCUCAGCUAUACACAGAACUGAGAAAACGGGCCGGGAGUGGUACGUGGCCUUGAACAAACGAGGGAAGGCGAAACGAGGCUGCAGCCCUCGGGUGAAACCCCAGCACAUCUCCACCCACUUCCUGCCCAGGUUCAAGCAGUCGGAGCAGCCAGAGCUUUCUUUCACAGUCACUGUGCCCGAGAAGAAGAAGCCCCCCAGUCCUGUGAAGCCCAGGGUCCCUCUCACUGCACCUCGGAAAAGCCCCAACACAGUGAAAUACAGACUCAAGUUUCGCUUUGGAUAG
Messenger RNA from Sorex fumeus (smoky shrew), 1107 nucleotides. RefSeq names its product fibroblast growth factor 5 (gene FGF5). The record is from RefSeq and is a predicted model, not a curated record. The coding region runs from base 247 to 1107 and encodes 286 amino acids. The transcript has 3 exons. Gene Ontology annotation, molecular function: fibroblast growth factor receptor binding; growth factor activity. Gene Ontology annotation, biological process: positive regulation of protein phosphorylation; animal organ morphogenesis; positive regulation of gene expression. Lineage: Eukaryota; Metazoa; Chordata; Mammalia; Eulipotyphla; Soricidae. Gene Ontology annotation, cellular component: cytoplasm.